Messenger RNA from Venustampulla echinocandica, 1554 nucleotides. RefSeq lists its product as uncharacterized. Bases 1 to 1554 code for a protein of 517 amino acids. NCBI's taxonomy places the organism in Eukaryota, Fungi, Ascomycota, Leotiomycetes, Helotiales, Pleuroascaceae. The record is from RefSeq and is a predicted model, not a curated record. The transcript is spliced from 2 exons.
AUGACAACAAAGCCAACGUCGCGUCGUCUGCCUGAAGUCAAUAGUGGAAUUACCACAACUUGGAUCCCCUUCACAACUCCCAGUCCGCCCCUUGCAAGUGGUUGCUCGUCUCAGAUCUAUCGAGUGCCGGGCAGCAGCGAGUUAGUGGCCUUCGAUCCGUACUUUGCAAAAAACGUCCCCAAGGCGGCCCAAUGUCUACCUUCGGAGGUGAUGAAGAUAUGGGAAUGGGAGCAAGGCAGCACAGGGCCGACGAAAUUUAGUCUGGGACCCUUCAACUGUCCGUCACUAUAUACUCCUGCGGCUACCGCAAGUCUGAAUGCGAUUAGUACAAUAUUGGCUUGCUGCCCUUCGCAAUAUAUUUACCGUGCGGAUAGCAAGUGCAUAUCGACAGUGGGAUCUCGGCAGGUACUUGUAGUCGAUAGCCCCUCCGGUGGGCUCGCUCCAAGGGCAGAUCCAACAGGCUCUGCGGCCUCAACCAUCGUCACUGGAUUCAUGGUCACAGGAUACGUAUUUGCUGACGAUAUAGCUCCAUCGCCUAUAACGACCAUAGCUGCACCGAGUGUGGCGAGUUCCAAUCCACCAGGGGUAGCCGCGCCGAGGUUCACUUCACCAUCCAUCGCAACUCUGCCAAACACAUCUAGCACGCCCACCUCUUCACAUACGGCCUCCUCUGCUACCCCUCUGGCAUCCUCGAAUGGGCUUAAUGUUGGGGCCAAGGUCGGCAUCACCAUCAGUGUCGUAUUUGUAAUCAUUACGGCCGUCGCCCUUUUAGCUGGCCUGCAUAUCAAACGGCGGCGAAACAAACAGCGGGGGCGCAAAGAAGGGCAGGGGGAAGUCGCUGUUAUAGAGCGCCAACUAAUAUCCCGCGAGGAGCAGCAGCAGCCGCCGCCACCACAGGGACAGGAGCAUGAGCUAUCAAAGCAACAACCGGAGAUGCAACGCCAGAGGCAGCAGGAAAUGGCGGGGUUUCAAAUGGCCCUCUCCCCUGAUAUGCUCGGGACGUUCGAGACUCGUGUGCACCCCCCGACGAGGUCGCAGAUUGAUCCGGGGCCUUUUGAGAUGGAAGUGCAGGAAAAGUACGAGAUGGAUGCUGGUGAUGUAGAUGGAUCGAUGGUGAAGGGUAUACCAAUCACGGACGAGAGAGAAAGGGAUGUCCGGCAGGCCAGGCCAGAGCACAUGGUUGAGGUAGGGUAUGACGAAAUCGGGACCGCAAUAGAUACACCUGGAAUUCGACCUAAUAAUGUAAUAGUUUCCCAAGACAGAUGUGGGGGUUGUAAUAGCUUUGGAAGGACGACGCCGGAUAGAACUUGGAUUAGAGAUGGGAGUACCACGCCAGAUAGAUCAGGGGUUAGCAAUAGCUUCGUAAGGGCACCAGAUAAAUUCGGGAGUGGGAAUGGGAGAACUCCUGAUAGAUAUGGAGUUGGGAGGAGCCUUGGGAGGACUACUCGUGAGGGUAUGGACUCGCGAUCCGAUGUCCCAGGGGGGUGUAUAUCACCAAAUUCUACCGCCGAGAGAUCGUUCCUCGAUCUAUCGGACGGAGAAGAUAGCAAUUAA